Messenger RNA from Armigeres subalbatus, 1287 nucleotides. RefSeq names its product uricase-like. The coding region runs from base 239 to 1216 and encodes 325 amino acids. The transcript has 4 exons. Gene Ontology annotation, cellular component: peroxisome. Gene Ontology annotation, biological process: purine nucleobase catabolic process; urate catabolic process. Lineage: Eukaryota; Metazoa; Arthropoda; Insecta; Diptera; Culicidae. The record is from RefSeq and is a predicted model, not a curated record. Gene Ontology annotation, molecular function: urate oxidase activity.
CAAGGAAGAAAGUGGUGAAUUGAAAGAAAACGAAUAGGACGAAGAGUGGAAAGUGUAAGUGAAUUGAAAUGUUAAGAUAGGAGCAAACCUGAUGAAGGUACAGUUAAAGCGAAGGUCAACUGAAUGGAGUUUUGAAGUUAUGAGGAAGGUUGAAUUUAUACAAGAAUUUGCUGACGUAUCGGAAGAGCGCGCAUAACAACUAGUGUAGCAGGAAACUGUUGACGCACCGCCGUUCAAGAUGAUGUCCAGAAAGUUAGUCGAGCAAUCACGUGACGCUGGAUUCCAAAAAGUACCAGACCACUUCCAGAUUAGCAACUACGGGUAUGGAAAGGACAGCGUUAAAGUACUGCACGUGGUACGCAAUGGGUUGGUUCACAGUAUCAAGGAAUUCGAGGUGGGAACUAAACUGAAGCUGUCCAGCCAGAAGGACUAUCUUCAAGGUGACAAUAGCGACAUUAUAGCUACGGAUUCUCAGAAAAAUACAGUGUACCUAUUGGCUCGUAAGCAUGGACUCAAAACACCGGAGGAGUUUGGCAUUCUGCUGUGCGAUCACUUCUUGAACAAAUACUCACACGUAAAUGAAGUUUCGAUUCAUAUUGAUGAAUAUCCGUGGUCCCGUAUGGGCUUCGGAAAGGGACCUUACCAGGAUUUACACAAUCAUGCGUUCGUAUUUAACCCCACUGCCAUCCGGUACUGCGACGUUACACAAAAGCGAGGAGAUACGACACCCACAGUUAUCAGCGGUCUAACCGACUUACGUGUGCUCAAAACGACCCAAUCGGCCUUCGUUAACUUCGUCAACGACGAGUACCGUUCGUUGCCGGAUCAGCAUGACCGCAUCUUCAGCACCGUGGUUCGUUCUUCCUGGCAGUACUCCACCGUGACGGGAGUGGAUUUCGAUUUCUGCUGGAACAAGGUGAAGCAAUGCAUUCUCAACACUUUCGCGGGCGAAACAGAGAAGGGCAUUUUCUCGCCCAGUGUGCAGAAUACGCUCUACCUGGCGGAGAAACUGGUACUGGAAAGCAUCCCGGAGGUGUCCUCCAUCGAUAUGACUAUGCCCAAUAAGCACUACUUAAACUUCGACUUCAGUAAGUUUCCCAAGCUGGUGCAGGGGGAGGAGCUGAAGGAAGAAAUCGUCUUCUUGCCGGUGGACAAGCCCGCAGGUAUCAUUUAUGCUCAAUUGGACCGCAAGUCGGUUCACAAAAGCAAGCUGUAGGUUUUUUAAGUGCGUACAUAAGAAAACUAAAAAUGGAAUAAAUCUCGAAGUAAUUGUAAUGAAGAAUUUUA